Messenger RNA from Perkinsus marinus ATCC 50983, 1046 nucleotides. RefSeq lists its product as hypothetical. The transcript has a single exon. The record is from RefSeq and is a predicted model, not a curated record. NCBI's taxonomy places the organism in Eukaryota, Perkinsozoa, Perkinsida, Perkinsidae. Bases 35 to 931 code for a protein of 298 amino acids.
GCUCACAGUUAUUCCUUCUUCUCUUAUUUCCAUCAUGCUCCUCCAUUACAUUGCUUUAGCAGCAGUCGUCUCUGGAGCUGUUCCUCAGACCCAUUCUGACGUUGUCAACGUCUUGAAUGAGCGCUUCAAUCUCGGCAAGCCUUCCGACGAUAUGGACAAGGCUGGGGUCCUCCUGCAUCAUUUCAGCAAGUCUCACGCCGGUCUUCUCGGGGAGCCUUGGAGGCCUUAUACCCACGAAGAAUGCGCCUUGUACAACUACCCCCGCUGCAACACUACUGCUGAUCGCUCCUGCGCCUACAUAUCGAAUAACCGUCGCAGGAACUUCCACGACGGUAACAUCCUUGUGUUCUCAGUCGACAUCGGUGGUAUCAUCUACGAUCCAUAUCAAAACGAGGCCAUGUGCGUUUAUUCUGAGGAUGGUGGUUCCGAUGACCGCACCAACCGCGGGUGCGGGUGCCAUGAAAAUGAUUCUGAUUGUCUCGCCAGAGGCACCAAUAACUCUUGUGUAUUGGAUAUCGAGGCAGGAGUGAACGAUCUUGGCAUGUGCUGGUGGGGUCCAGAGAACCUCAAGAGAAUGAUGCAUCUGCAGUCCUUCUCAAUGUACAACGAGGUUGUGCUCGAUACUGAUCCUUGGCUCAACAACCUACCGCAUAGUAUCAAUGCUUUCUUUUACAUACCAGGAGCGGCUCAAUUAUGCGAUACUCUAAAUGCAUACGACACAUUCAAUGCUAAAUACCCCGAUUCCCAAGUCCCUUUGGUGCAACUCGAUAUCACUGCUGAUGAGUCGCCAUUCAGCCUGUCUAAUUUCACGUCAGCGGCAGACGCUGAAUGCCCCGUUCAAACGGCCGAGCCGUCUUCUGCGAAAGACAGUUCUCAUUUGUCCAUACUCAGCGUGUUAAUCGCUAUCACUGUUAUUCUGAGCUUCUUGUAGGUCACAAGACUGUUCAACGUGUUGCCAAGUUAUAUCUGUAUAUGAUGUUCCUGUAUUCUCUAUUCUCACUCCCUCCUAUUACUACUAAUUGCACGAUGCGCGAUAUUUCUCGCCU